UCAGUGCGGCCUUGCAGACUGAAGAGCGCUGCCAACAAAGGCCGAGUCGAUGGGGUUACAAAAAAUUGUUAAUUUGACCAUAUAAAACCCUUUUGUUAUUGUAUUUAUAAUUUUAAAUAGGUUGUGAAUCUGUGAUUACGUUAAGAAAUGAGUGAAUGAUAUGAAUCGUGGCGGCUAGCAAAGGAGUCAGCUGGUCCAUAGUGCGAAUAGUGAAUAAGAAAUGGCGGCCUUGCCAGCAGGUGUUCAGUAUGCAUUAUCAUCAGAGUCUAGUUAUAAAGAAAACAAGGAACUAGUGUUUGUGAAAUUAACGGAUUCAGCACUAAAGGCUAUAGAAGACUUCAUUAGAAAUAAUAGGGACAAAUUGGCAAAACCUAAAAUACAGUUCCUACCCGGAAAUGAGGGGAAAAUCUCAAUUCCGGCUCCAUCCAGUGGAAAUGGAUCAUCGUCGGGGGAGUCCACAUUUCACUUUAGCAUCAACAGCAAUGCUGAAAUGGAAGGUCCACAGGGUUCGUUCGAGUGCGUGCGCGGCGGGAGUAUUGGCGGCGGCGCCGCGAGGCGUCUUGAGUCGUGCGGGCCGUUGCCGCGACGUAUGCGCGUGCACGCUAACGACGACUCGUACGAGGCAACCAGGGAUCGCAUGUCGCGGACCAUCGCGGCGGAACAGAGCAAAUGCACUCGCGUCAUUAAACCCAACCAGACAGAUAUAGGUAGAAGAGUAAAACUACGGAAUACACACCCUAUGUUCACAAAUGGGCCUGCUUCUCUUGCGGACCGGACGGAGCGGGCGGAACGACCAGAGAGACAGGAGCGGACUGAGCGACCGGACCGUCCCGAGCGCCCGGACCGCGCCGAGCGACCGGACCGCCCCGAAAGACAGGAACGUCCUGAAAGACCGGAACGGCCCGAAAGACCUGAACGGUCCGAAAGACCGGAACGGCCCGAAAAACCUGAACGGCCCGAAAGAGCGGACCGACCGGACCGGAUAGAACGGCCCGCUGUUGUUCCUCCCGUGGUCAGACCACAGCCGCAACAGCAACCGCAACCGCAUUCUAACCAGCAGCAAAGGCCUCCCUCUAACCCUGACCUAUCGAGGCGGCCCAUCAAAGAAAGACUUAUACAAUUAUUAGCCCUGAAACCCUAUAAGAAGCCAGAACUUUACGCCAGACUCAACAGUGAGGGCUUAAAAGACAAGGAACGUAUUAUGGUGAACAAGAUUCUGCCAGAGAUUGGCACGCUCAAAGACAAUUGUUACCACUUACGUAGGCACGUGUGGAACGACGUCAACGAAGACUGGUCGUUCUACUCCGAGGAAGAGAAACGUAUGCUCAAGAGGCGGAAACCUCAAAACUUAACUCCACCGCUGAGUAGCGAUUCGGCGAACUCGCUGUCGCCGCGGGCGUCCCCGGGGGCGGGCAAGCGGGCGGGGGGUGCCGCGGGGGAGGAGGCGCCCGCGGGCAAGAAGCAGCGGAUAUCACACUACCGGAGACCGUCGCCGCCCUCCUCCGGGUACGCCACCACCUCCUCGGGGGAGCGGCACGCGUCCGACAACGAGGACGACCGGACGAGUAAAAAGGACAACGGUUACACCCUUAACUUCACAACUGUAAAGGAUAUCUGCCCGAGUCCAGUGAAAGCGAAUGGCUUUAGUAGAAGUAGUCCUCCAGUAGUAGAGCAAGCUAGUAUCACAGUUAAAGACAUCACAAAUACAGAACCCUUAGAAAAUACAGCUUUAACGUCUGUGCCUGAAGAAAAUACGACUGAAUUGGUAGAUAUUGAAAGACAAUACCCGCCGAUAACGUGUUCGAGCGUCCGUCGCGCGUACAAGAACGAGUUCGCGACUCUGUACACGGAGUACCGGGCGCUGUACGCUCGCGUCGCGCAGGUCGCCUCACUCUUCACGCAGCUUGAACAGCAACUUAAGCGGGCCGAGCCGAAGUCGCCGCAACAUCGGACCAUAGAGCAGCGUAUCGUAGAGGAGUACCAGCGCGUGCGCAACGACGCGUCGUACCAGCGCGAGAGGCGGCGAGUCAACUACCUGCACCGCAAGCUCAACCACAUCAAGCGGAUGGUGCUGCAGUACGAUCGACUGCGUAACCUGAAGCCGGAGCGCGUGGCCGCGGCGAGCACGACGCAGGCGUACUGACACACGGGCGCCGCGCCCGUCCGCUGCCUCUAGUACCGGAGCUACCACCCGCCGUCACCACAGCGACCAGUAUUUAGUACGUGUAUAUACCGGUCACGUGCCGGCAGCGCACCGCACCGGCACCGCACCGCGAGCUGACCGGAGCCGCACUUGUAAAUGAUUCCUAUCGAUGCUGCCUUAACCGACUAAGUAAUUGUAUGUACGUGACCAAAUCUCGUGAUGAUCUUAACGGUUUACUGUAUAAUAUGAUAUUUGUUAUAGAUGAGACGUCGUUCUAUGUUAUGUUGAACAGUUCUUCCAUUGUUUUACGGUGAUUCGUGACACACGAGGUAUCGAGCUAUCGACUAUACCGGAUUUGAGGGCCCAUAACGAAUUUUAUGAAACGUUUAUAUGAAACUUAGCUUAAUUGUAAUAUAACAUAUUUUCAGACAUUAAUUAUUGUAUUUAAUAUAUAUCGGACGUUUAUUUUUCCAAUUAUAUGUUUCUACUUAGACGCGAAAGUAGGAAUGUACAAAUGCGUAGCGUUUGCUCUUGACCUAUUCAAUUGCAAACAAUUUAUCAAAACUUACAAACAUUAUUUUUUCGGUUAUCUCAUUUGAUUUUUAUAUAGUGUAAAUAAUGAAAGUACUAUAUUUAAUAUGAUUAAUUAAGUACAUUUUAGUCCAAUAGUUAUUUGUUCGUCCACAUUUGAUUCCAUUAAAAAAUAUUGCCGUCUAGUUGUUAUGUCCAAAAGUGUCUGCUCCAUUUCUUUUUUAUUAUUGAUCCAUGUCCAUGCGAUAUACAGGUGUCUCGUUUCGUCAUUACGUGUGUGAAGGAGAUACUGAUAUUUUCUUGAUCGGUGAAUGAUUCUGUAUUGGAUACUCUACGGAUGCAUUUGACGAAAUUAAAAAUUAUAUGUCAAUUUGUGUGACAGCAUGCCUUCGAGAACAAUUAUAUUACGCAUAUAUUAUCGUUUACACGAGCUCGUCCCUUGCGCUUAAUCCAUCCAAAACAAAAUGGAAGUCUUGCCCCACUCGCUUGUAUAUAGUACGUUAUUGAAAAUGUUCUCGUUAAAUUUUACUAUGGGUAGUGUAAUAUGUUUUCUUCCUUUUAUUUUCUAUUGAAUAAAAUAGUUAAUAUAUUUAUUCCGCGGCGGUUGCGUGACGCGGUCGUGUCGGUUUGUAUAUAUAGACGGCUUAAAUAAUGAAUGUCACAAAGGAUUGAAGAGAUUGCGACGCUCAGAACGACUGCUUCGCUGGUACACAAUCGCUGGCUCGUGGUUAACGUAAUAAUCUAUAUAUAUAUAUAAAUUAAUUGCUGUUCGUUAGUCUCGCUAAAACUCGAGAACGGCUGGACCGAUUUGGCAAAUUUUGGUCUUGAAUUAUUCGUGGAAGUCCAGAGAAGGUUUGAAAGGUGAAUAAAAAUGAAAAUGCUGGGAAUUAAAUAAAAACGACAAUUUUGUUUUUCCUUUGAUGGGGACACAUGAAUCGUCGUUCAGAAAUCGAAUUGAAAGAAUAGUUUAAAAUGAAUAACUUACUAGAAUUUAUAUCUUUCUAACUUUCUCAGGAGGUAAAAAAUAAACUUAAAUUUAUAUACAGAACAACGUCUGUCGGGUCAGCUAGUUUACAAUAAAACAAGGAAAUCAUCACAAUUAUGUGGGGCUAUAGUUGUCAACUGUCAAUGUCACCUGAUCAAGCAAGCAAAGUUGUGUUAAUUCAUCACAAAUUUAACAGUCAACUGUAAGUGUCUAGAGCAUUAAUCACACCUAAUAUACCACAAAUAUUAAUGUAUGGUAUGAUUUCAAAAAAAUUACAUUUAAAAUGUGCACCAUGAGCCAAUAGCCGUGUAUCUUAAAUUUGUGUUUGGCGGGACGGCACUAUGCAAUAGUGAUGCGCCAACACGCCUUAGUAUUUAUUCAGCACAAUGUGAUAAUAUAUCGAUUUAAUAAUAAUUAACAUAAUAUGGCACAGCGAUUGAGCGUCGUAUAUCACGAUGGGUAACUUUGCAUCCCAUGAAAGUAUUAUUCGGAGACGCGACCGCAGAUCGUAGCCGCCCUUAAGUGGUCAUAGAAGUUUGCCAAAUUAUGAAUAAUAAUAACAUUUUACAUAAUUAAUUAGUUUUUAAUUGCUUUAACGUCUCGAUGUUAGCAACAGCCGGCCAGUGUUGGACAUCCACUAGGUUUAAGGUUAUCAAGUCCUUUCUUAUAACCCUCCAAGUCACAAUAAAUUCAUAGUUAUUUUAGACGUUUUGGGUCGAUAAUCCUCUCUGAGAACGUUGGUCGAAUAUGUUUUACUGGUAUUAUUAAUCAUCUAGAUUAUAAACAGUAUGUCCCGAUAGCUAACAAUUAGUAUUACUACAAUACAGUUAAAUCUUGAAUAUACUGGAAUGAAUUUAAAUAUUAUAUUAUGUGUUCUCUCUAAAUUGAAUAACAAAGACCCAAACUUAGAUAUGCCGUCUCUGCGUACUUUGUCCUAUUUCUAACGUCCAUAUUUGAAAAUGAUUUAGCAUUAAGUGAUCAUUAAUUUUAUCUUUUAAAAUGUCUUUGAAAAAAUUUCACACGAAAAUCAAUCUAACUAUUUGUAAUAACAUUGUGUCGUUUGAUUAAAAGAAAUUGCCAAUGAAGCCAUCUAUGACUGUCCGCUAAUAAUUGUUAAAUCGUUCAAGCAUAAUAUUUAUAAAGCCGCGAGUAAACAAUAUUCUAUGAUUUCAUAUUAACGAAUAUAAUUUGUUAUAUUAUACGUAUGAGUAUAUAUUUAUGGAUAGGCUAAUGGGAGCAUAAGGUAAGAAUAUGGAACGUUGUUAAUCAUUUUUGAUUUUGUCAAUUAUUGUGUCAGAUGCCGAUUCAUUUUCGCGCUUAUUAGAACUAAAGGUGGAACAUAUUCGUGUUGCAAUCCAAGUACUAACUCUAUAAAUACUAUCCCCCUUAUUCAUAAUGGCCCGAUAACUUUAAACAGCCGCUUAGCAGUGUUUUUUCUCAUUCUGACUUAGGUCAAUAGAAGAAGACGGAGUGAGAAUUAGCAAUGCUUUAAGUUAGCAGACUAUUAUGAAUAAGGGGGUAUAACUAUUGGCACACUACAAUGGCUAUCAAAAAAUAUAUAAUCGCUGUUAAAUGAAAAUCUUUAUAGUGAAAUCUGUAAAAUGUUUAUAGUGAAGUGUAAGAUCAAUUAGUUUAAUAUAAAAAAGAUGACCAUAAAACAUCAACAAAAGAAACUUCAGCAAAAAAUAUAUUUCGAAAUGGCCGUCAUAUAUCGCCACAAGUAAUUUUACUUAUAGUCUUGAUUCAUACUAAGAUGCCGAAGAUUUAUAAACAAGUAAUCAACAUAUACAAUGCUUUUGCGGGUAUUUUUAUUACCUUUACAUUUUUAAAUUACUUUUAAUAGAAAUUACUAAAGCUUGUUGGGCAUACGUACUUCUUUUAUAUUUGCUGAUAUCAAAUUAUGAAUCCAUAUGUUAAUUGAUUGUUGAUUUUCAUUUUAGAUUGUUUAAUACAGACAAUAAUUUAUCACAUAGUGUAAAUAGGUCACAGAUACUCCCGUAGUGGAUAUAGUUUAGCUGUAUAUAGUUUUUUUUGCUUUUAGUUCUAAUAAUGCCAUUGUGUAAGUGUCAAUUGUUUUUUAAAUGUAAAUUAUAACCCGGACGUAUUCACCAUUUCACAUUUUGUAAGUGUAUGUUAAUUGCUCAUUCAUACAUUUAUUGUUUUAUUUUUCUAAUUUACUCAUUAAAAUGCUCAAUGUUUUACAAUGCUAUGAUAUUAGGUAAUUAUUACUAUCGUUUUGGCAUUAAUUUGUUAAGAUUCACUAUUUACUGUUCUAUCCCUAAAGUCAAUUCGUUCAAGCUGUCAUUCUUUGCAUACUAUCAUCAAUAAUAGCAUCACAUUCUAUCAACAAUAUUGUUUAUAAAACUAAUUUCUCGGCAAACAAAACACCGUUUUGAAUGUUAUUGUUACCAGUAGUUUAAGCAGUGUCGUUUGUUUUAUUGUAUGAAUAGAUAUUUUAGUAUGUUUUACACAAUAUGAAGGUGUCCUCUUGUUUUGUCUUGUUGUCUAUGUGGUAAUAACUUGCAUUCCAUUUCGCGUCAAGCUGCACCAACACUUAUCUUGAUUUAUUACAAUAAUAUACACACAUUGUUAUCUGUGGAAGUAACUGAAUCGAUAACUUAUUUACUGAUUUAUUAUGCCCUAUUUUAUUUUUCAAUAAUGUAAUUUGCAUGUCCUUAUAUCGUAAGCCUAAAAACAAAUACUAUCUAUCUUCUGUUUCUUAUCUCCUUAAAAUGUGUUGUGCUAUGAUCCCCGGAUCAGUCUGUCAGAACAUCUGCGUGACGUCAGCAAAGAGUCGUACAGUCAGUAUCUUAUAAUUGAAUUUAUUUCACAUAAUUUAUAAAUCGUCAAUUAAAAUGUUAAACUCGUUUUUUGUCAGUGUAUUUAUCUAAAAUAUCAAUUAUUAUCAAUGUGUAUUUGUACAUUUUUCCAACUUGCAAUCUAAAAAAGUUUAUUUACAUCCUUAUUAUGUAUAUUUUAAAAAUUUUACCAGUUUCCGCACGGCUAUUGUUUAUUAUCCUACUCAUUUUAAUGCAUAUGUGGCAAUAACAAAAAAAACAUACCUUAGGCGUAUAAAUAUUAGUCCCACGCUUACAGUUUUGCAAACGGUACUGAUUUUUUGCCGUGUCUGUCUCCACCUGACGUCACAAAGGCUGGCCUGUCCCUCUAUCAAUUUGCGGGGACUAAACUACAACGGAUCUUUUUAAUCAAAUACUUCACAAUCGAUUCUUUACUUGCUGUUUACGAAAUGUGUACUAUUAUUCUAAAAAAUUCAAUCGUGUGGUGUUGGCGGUACAGAUCGUUUUUAACUAUCGUUAUGUUUUAAAUUAUGAUUAGUAACAUGGAGACGUACAUAAUAUAUACAGACAACUUGCGAAUUUUUCUACGACUACCCGCAAUAGAGCUAAGAAGAGCGAAGAGGUAAUGGUGUGUUACAAUCAUAUAAAGGAAUAGAUGAUGUAUUUGUAUUUUGUCACGUUUGUACCGUUUGGAUAUCUCAAUGAAUUAAUAAUAAUUAUAAUAAUCCACUGUACAGAGCAGGCAAUACUUUAGGGUAUAGAGAGAAUGUCAUGUUAUAUUCAUACAUAGUUAUAUGUAAGCUACUGAUCUGUGACGUGUACGUUAUCUGCCGCAUGACAAAUACGCCACCUGUUUUGAUUUCUCUAACGUUAGUCAUAUAUCCUCCUAAUGUUUUAAAUCAAUCGUUGAUAUAGUCAAUCUGGUUGUGUUAACCCCAUAUUAUAUUAUUACAAUGAAAUGUGGCCUAUACGAAUAUUUUAUUUAUUAUUGUGUACAUUAUGUAUGUAUGUAUAAAAAGUAUGUGGCAUUUUUGUUAUGUGCAUGCGUUUUUUUUAUCUAAGCUGAUAUUAUAUCGGUGUGAGAGCGGGCGAGGCGUAAAUAUCAUUAAAUCACACGGAUGUAUUGUUUAGGAGUAGAUCAUUGAGUUUGCGUAUUCUGAUCAAACGUUGUUGUAAAUUUGGUGUACAGAGAUAUAAAUGGUGCGCGGCUGACGGCGGUCGUUGUCUGCGGACACGGUGGCAAAGGUGACGAACAAUUAGUGGUGUCGAUGUAAAUAGAGUGCGAGUGAGACGGUGAUCACCUCGUCACCUCGCCACCUCGUCGGCCGCGCCGGAACAAUGCUGCGAUAUUCCUUGUGCCCCUUGAAAUGAUCGUGCGUUAUAUGAGUCAAGAUGUACAGACGACGGGUAGUGUUAUUGUGUAUAGAGGUAUACAAGCUCGGGUCAGGCGAAACGGCUCGGGCGACGACGACUAGCUAUGGAUCCUGACAUCGGCUCACGUUAAUUAGCUUUUAAAUAUUUCAUCAAAUAAUAAAAUACACAAAAAAAAGCGAUAUAAAAAAAUUAUCGACCAAAAUGCUGGUUGGUUUUUCUUUUUUUUUAAAUUAUUAAAAUGUAAAAAAUUAGGUUUAUAUACAAAAUAUAGGUACAAUUUAUGAAUUAUACUUUUCUUUUUCGGCAUUUCGUACGACACUGGAGGGGACUCGAGCAAUCGAUCGUAGGCACGAGCUGCCGCCGCCUUUGCUCGCGUGACCUCCAUUGUUCCAUCAUUUGUUUCGCAAACUGUCUAAUUGUAUAAUAUAAUUUUGUUAAGGCAGGGUAAUGCAGAAAUGAGAAGAGGUACUUUUUUAUUUUUGAAUAGAUUGAAUUGUUUGAAUGUAUAAAUUGAGUUGAUUUAAUCCAUUCAAUGGAAUUUGAAUUGUUAUGAAAGGAACAAGUUUGUUGAUUUUUUUUUAAUUUUCGGUUACAUUUGAGGCAGCGAUUAGUUAAUUAGAAUUUCUAGUUACCACGCAAGCAAUAGUCAGAUAUAGGCUCUCUUUGGCAUUGCCCUUCAUUUGUUCGGCAUCAGACCAGUAGUAUGUUGCGGAGUCAGUAUUAAGAUCAUGAAACACAUGAGCUAAAGGGAGGUUGUGAAGAGUAUUGUUAUAAAAGGUACCUAUUCAAAAUCUGGAUACAGACUAACUAAAAGAUGUUGCUACAAUUUGCAUUAUGCCAUCUUCAUUUUAUUUUGUUUAAAGGGAUCAGUGCCAAACUUUCUCCUUGUUUAGCUCAAAACGAUGCAAAUGUUAGCACGCUUGAUAAACAGCCGAGUUAAGUAUUUAGUUAGUCUGCCAUUUGUGAAUAUUUUGUUUUGAUAGUAAUAUGUAAAUCUUUUAUAAUAUAUUUGUUUACAAUAAAUAAAUGACAACAUAUAAAUAAAUGAAAUUGUAUUUUCCAUUUAAACUGAAGAAAAAAAAUAUAAAAAGAAUAAUAUGCAAUGA
Molecule: messenger RNA, 8937 nt
Organism: Leptidea sinapis
Lineage: Eukaryota; Metazoa; Arthropoda; Insecta; Lepidoptera; Pieridae
Gene: Su(Tpl)
Product: RNA polymerase II elongation factor Ell
Exons: 13
Coding region: 221-2143 (640 amino acids)
Biological process (GO): snRNA transcription by RNA polymerase II; transcription elongation by RNA polymerase II; positive regulation of transcription elongation by RNA polymerase II
Cellular component (GO): transcription elongation factor complex
Molecular function (GO): cis-regulatory region sequence-specific DNA binding
Source: RefSeq, a predicted model, not a curated record